AUGUUUAGCCUCAUUAAAGUAGCGCAUCAUCUUCGUAAUGUUGACCCCAAAUCCAGGAAAGUGGAGCCCAAGAUUAUCACCAGGAUGGUAGAGAUCUUGUCAACCAUGAUAAAGCCGGCAGUUCCUACCCCAGAGACUAUGGAACUGAUUAAGGACAAUGCUGAAGCCUGGGGUUACAACACUAUUUCCACUUUGGUCAACCACUACGAACUGGGUUUUGAUGAAGUCAUGUUUGAACUCCAAGAGUUAAUGAUCCCACAAUGGCGAGAUGCGUUUGAGGUGGCGGUGCGUUGGGCGAAGAGAAACUUGCCCCGCAUCACGGAUGAGGCUAUAGGCGUAGCAUACGCCAGGAUUUCAGGAUAUGUUAAAGAUUCGGCCUCAAAUGUCGGUGGAGAUGAGUCCAAGAUUCUUUGACAUACAACCCCAGCCACCAAUCCAACCAGUGAAAAUAGUACAGUCCCUUGAGAAGCCGAUAGCUCCCAGUCACGAGCUGCAGAAACGACCAACGGCCAAACAGGCCACAGAGGUCAAAAAGGUCAAGCAGGACCGCUCUGCAUCGGCAUUUGUUCCACGACCUGUAGGGAAAAUAGAUCAGCCACAACCUAUCGCCAAGCAGGCUACAAAGGUCACACAGGUCAAGCAAAACGAUGACCACUCUGGAGGGGCAGUUACUCCUAAAUUACAGAGGGAACAACGACACAUUACACGGGACAGAGAUCAAACAUUAGGCCAAACAGGGGUCAGAGUCCAGGAGACACACAAGGUCAAGAGUCCAGAUCUAGAAGAACCAGACUCAGGGUUUGAUGAAGGAGAUGUCUUCCUGGACUCAUUGGAUUUCUCCACUAAUUUAGAGCCACCACUGUUUGAAGUAGGGAUGUAG
Messenger RNA from Xyrichtys novacula (pearly razorfish), 880 nucleotides. The record is from the annotation of a GenBank genome assembly. Lineage: Eukaryota; Metazoa; Chordata; Actinopteri; Labriformes; Labridae.